GGCCAUUUUGCAAAGGCUAUCAGCAGCUCGAACCCGAAGGGGGUCUCUGAUUAGUUCUAGUGCGACCGCAAUCUCUGCCCCUGGCUCAAGAUGUCUCAGAAGUGGGCCUGUGAGUACGCGUCAUCGCUUUCAAUCACACGAUCACACGAUCCACUUGGCGUUCACUGUACACAGACAGUUCUAGAAAAUUGUUUCAAACACAGGAUUAACAAUGUACACUGCGAGAGGGUCGGCAAGGUGCUGGCAGGGCAGGUGAAUAACAUUACACUAAUUAUCCGUCACGCUAAUGUUCGCACCCCAAACACAGGGAGGGUCCAUCGUCCCAACAGUUGUGCCAACAGUUCGAUAGCGAUCAGAGAGGUUCAGCUUUACGUAACGUAUCCUACGUACGGGCGGCCAGUUGACGAUGGCUUAGCAGCUUAGUGCGCCCAGCCCAGCGCAUCGAUGGCGGGCGGGAUUCUAAGUGCACACGAGGACAAACACUAACAUAUUCUGUGGACCCACAUAGCGAGAGAGUGAGAGAUAGAGAGAGAUAGAGAGAGUGCUAGGGACAGAGGGAAUGGUGCCCGUCUAAUGUUACCGGUGUUAUGAGACACACUCCACGUGCAACUCCACGUUCCAUUAAAUAAUUCGCCGCUGCCGAUGUCUAUGUCGUUGAGUAUACGUUGGUGGAUGGAACUCAUCGAACCGGGCCAUCGGUAACGUUUUCAUUUAGUGGAUUAAAAUAUUCAGUUUUAGCGCAAAGCCUGUAUUCAGCAAAAAGCAACAAACAGUCAGAGUCCCUUUUGCUUAAGCUUCAGAAGCACGGCUGGUCACGAUGCAGCAAAUGUGUGCCUUUGUGUCUAACGAUUUUUCCAAAUGCCAAAUGUCAACCUGAAGGAAGUGGAUGGCGUCCUACAGUGUGGUAGCUAUUGGGUGGCGUUACACGCUGCCCAACCGACCGGUACCUUGUGCGCUGCCACGUGCACGUGACGUCAACACGGGGUAGACGACACUGCACGACACCGGGCGCUGGUUAGUCAGCUUGAAGUUGGAUACUAUUUGUUGCCUUGCCUCUUGCAAUGCUGCCGUGACAACCGAGAUUCCCUCUUUGAAGAGGAAUGGAUUGAAUUCAUCCAAUAUCUCUAGCGCCAACGUACUUAACAGCGAUAGCCUUGGGAAAUAAGUUUUGGCAGAACAAUAUCACACCAGUUUUUUACUGUUUGACAGUCAACUCAAGUUAUUUGACCACUAUAUAGUACAAUAUACCACUAUAUAGUACACACCAG
This is a messenger RNA of Anopheles merus, 1268 nucleotides long. RefSeq lists its product as uncharacterized. The record is from RefSeq and is a predicted model, not a curated record. Lineage: Eukaryota; Metazoa; Arthropoda; Insecta; Diptera; Culicidae. The transcript is spliced from 3 exons. The coding region runs from base 91 to 423 and encodes 110 amino acids.